Messenger RNA from Acanthoscelides obtectus, 327 nucleotides. NCBI's taxonomy places the organism in Eukaryota, Metazoa, Arthropoda, Insecta, Coleoptera, Chrysomelidae. The record is from the annotation of a GenBank genome assembly.
AUGUCAAAUUUUAAAAGAAGUAAGGCUGUUGAUAGCGCUCCUUGCUGGCUACGAUACGUGCUUUCGUAUUCCUAUAUUACCUCUGGCAGGGGUUAUUUUUACUCUGCUUCUAUCCCAUUUCCCAUCUAGACCAAGCUGAUGAUUGCCAACAGCCAUGAAACAGCUUCACAUGCUUAAUUGACCAGAAUCGGUAGCGGUAUUAGUGAACUGAGAUACAUUUGCAGCACCAACCGACAGUUGCUCUACAUUUCCCAGCCGCUAAUUUCGCUGAUCCUAAAUAGAUCAAUAUUGAGGAAAAAACGAACACCCAGAUUCAAGGAUUACUAA